AUGUAUUGGUGCAAGGGCGAAGAGUACAUCCCAAUGCCUCGCAUAACGAUAAAGGACGCAGGUUCAUUGUCCUUCCCCGUCACACCCGAGCAGAUACAACGUGUGAUUGAGCGAGCCACCCGCGCACCCUAUGGCAAGGGCACCGAAACCAUCACCGACCUCAAGGUGCGACGUGUCUGGCAGAUCCAGCAUCAAGACAUCAGCAUCACCGGCACACACUUUGACACCUUCUUUGCCAAGAUGGUCGACGUCAUCAAGGAGAUCAUGGGUCUUGGCCAGGAGACCGUCACGGCCGAGCUCUACAAGCUGCUCGUCUAUGACAAGGGUGGCUUCUUCCUGCCCCAUCGAGACUCAGAGAAGGCCGACAAGAUGUUUGGCACGCUCGUUGUCUCGCUGCCCUGCAGCCACAAGGGUGGCGACCUCGUGAUCACCCACGCCGAUCAAGAGGCCGUCGUAUCAUUGGAGAAUGACAGCAUGUCCGAGCUCAAGUGGACGGCAUUCUACGCCGACUGUCGACACGAGGUCAAGCCCGUCACCGAUGGCAACAGAGUGUGUCUGGUCUACAACCUAUUGCGAUCUGGUGGCAACCACAUCAAUCACACUAUUGACACCAAACAACUUGUCCAGGCGAUUGACAAAGUGUUUGAUCGCAAUGAUCUCCCCAAGGCACCUGCUGUUGCCCCUGCGCCCGCCAAGACAUCGGCGGCAUCAUUGUUGGUCAAGCGACCUCUGUCGGCAACACAGACCACCACUUCGGCCUCUACCUCGAAGUCUGGCACGAUCCCACGACCCAAGCAGACGGCGAGGAAGAGUGCAGCGGCACGAAUUCCCAUAAAGCAUUUGACAAGUUUAAAGAGAACAAAGUACCCAGUUGAGGAAGGUCACUGGGUAACAGACGGAUUUGGGAAGUCAAGAUACGUAUAUAACCCAGCCUAUUAUAAUGGCGAGCAAGAAACAGACAGCGAUGAUUAUGACCACGACAUUGAUGGCAAUGACGAUGAUUACGACCUUUACUCAGCACGUGAUGAUCAAGAUGUUUCGGCUGGGAUCAAGCCAACCAAGGUAGUACACGCACUCGAGCAUGUAUACUCAAUGGCCAACUUCACAUUGGAGUCACUCAAGGGCAAGGAUGCUGUAAUGGCUCGUGUCUUGCUAUCCAUUGCAGAGAAGGCCAAUAUCAUGCUUGGACUUGGUUUCAUUCACAUUGACGAGAAGGGAGACUAUGGAGAGUGGGACACAACGUUCGAGCUGACCCAUAUCAAGGACAUUGUUGAUGGUACAUCGAUUGCUGAGAAGAUGGAUGUACAAGAGAAUGUGGAGAUCAUGCCACAAGGUGCAUUCAACAAAAUCAAGCCAUAUCAAGAGGAGCAGGAAGAAGCCACAGGCAACGAGGGUGGAACAUUCGAGAGAUUCUAUCGACAUGCAGUCAUUGUGAUCUGGGACGUCCAGGAAGCUGGAAGGUUCGCAGUGGUCACCUCAAUGGAGAAGGCAUUAGCCCAUCUCAAGGUUGAACUUGAGAAGAUCGGUGGCAUCAACAAGGACCCCAAGGCGACCAGGGACCUGCUUCAUCAAGUGUUCUCAAGUGUGCCCAACUAUGAUGACCUCAGCUCUGAUCAUUUUAGCGAGGUACUGGCACACCUGUCGUCGAUCAAGAACAAACAAUACCUUCCAGAGUUGUUCAAGGAGGCGAUGGAGGCAACAGUGAACGAGUUCUUGGCAGAGGUCCACACGGAGCAGUUCAAGAAGCUACUGUUUGACACAUCGGUCAAGGAGGACCUGGCACGCGAACUCAUCAAAUUGGUCGUCCAACGAGCUGAGCUGUACAGUGGCUCAGAGUUCCUGCAUACACUCUGCUUGCUCACCAAGCCCAAGUACAUUGCGUCGCUCAUCCCUGAGCUCGGCCACACACUGUGCGACAGGUUGGACUCGGAUCAUCAGCCCACGGUCGAGGGAAAUGCCAGGACAUACUAUUCCCGUUGGCAUGGUAGUCGAGAGCGAUAUGAAUACUUUGUGCAGCUCCAGAGGGACCUGGACACACUAUUCAACGAAUAUCCAGUGUUUGCCAAGGACCGCUUGCAGUUAAUCUCAAAGCUUGCCGUGUUUGAUCAGAGACAGUACAUUACUAUGAUGACCAACAACAACAAUAUCACUGGAUCAUCAUUGGACUCGAGACUGGCGUACAUUGAAUCGAUGCUCAAGGAUCUGGAGACACCUGGCACUCUUCCAAGCUACAUGUCACUGGACUUUAUCAAGGCGGUGUACCUGUCACUCAUUAGCCACUCUGACCGAGUCAUAACAAUGAAUGACCUUUACGAACACAUCCCCGUGUUUGAAAGGAUAAACACUGCACAUCCAGAGUGGAUAGCACACAGCCAACACUGGCACCAUCUACUCCAAAGGAUGGUGAGUGGAGUCGUUGGCGCCAUUCACUCAAGAAACCUCGGGUCAUCGGUGAAGUUCAUGGUGUCGCUCUGGGACCUGGUGCAUCCCCAUCAGUCAAAGAUUGAGAGCUAUAUCAAUGUGUUGGCAGACAUCGAACCAAACAUGUUGUACGAGUUGGUGCAACAGUUGUUCAAACAAUAUGGCCAGACCUCAAAGUACUACUGCCACCUCUGGGACAAGGCAUCCAGGAAGUGCCUGGAGGCAUCAUCAUUGCCCUACCCCACGGGCAAUGAGCGAAGAUGUACACUGAGAUGCGCAUGCGAACACUGUAAGGUGCUGGCCAAGUAUCUCAGUUCGCAAGACCUGACUGCGAGGUUCAAGGUCAAGGAGAAGGAUAGGAAUCACAUUCUGUCACAGAUCCACGGAUAUGGCUUGAGCUCGGAUAUUGACCGUAAAGGUGUUCCUCACACACUGGUACUCACCAAGAAUGCGAGCUAUCUGGCCAAGGAUGUGACUGCACGCGAUAACUCGGAAAACCUGGCACUCGACUAUUUAACACUGCUACCACAUGCACGUGUCAAUGAGCCAUCAAAGGCACUCAAAGACUAUUUGGCCUUUCAUUCAACAACUGUGUUGGCCAAACGUUGA
This is a messenger RNA of Acytostelium subglobosum LB1, 3030 nucleotides long. RefSeq lists its product as hypothetical. Bases 1 to 3030 code for a protein of 1009 amino acids. NCBI's taxonomy places the organism in Eukaryota, Evosea, Eumycetozoa, Acytosteliales, Acytosteliaceae. The transcript has 2 exons. The record is from RefSeq and is a predicted model, not a curated record.